AUGGUAUCAGAGCUUUCGGGAAUGGAUACGGAGAAGAUUUCACUACGUCUCAAUCACAAGAACUAUGCUUUGUGGGAAUUCCAAUUCCGUGUCUUCGUUGAGGGACAUGGUCUGCUUGGCGUUCUCAAUGGAACCACCCCGAAGCCGCUAGCCCCGGCUACUGAACUAGAAAUUGCCCGCUGGUGCCAGCAAGAUGCGAGGAUCCAAUCCUGGAUUCUGGGGUCGGUUGACCCAAAGAUCGCGCUAGGACUUCGUCUGCAUACAACGGCCCUCGGGAUGUGGUCGCAUCUGGCCUCCACGUACUCGUCUGUCAAUCCCGCACGCCAGUUCAAGCUUGAAUGGGCUCUCGGCCGGCUGGAACAAGGUAACAAGGAUGUCACCGCCUACUUCAGUGAAGCUUAG
This is a messenger RNA of Linum trigynum, 402 nucleotides long. Lineage: Eukaryota; Viridiplantae; Streptophyta; Magnoliopsida; Malpighiales; Linaceae. The record is from the annotation of a GenBank genome assembly.